GUGUAUGCGAUAUAGCUUUCCUUGUUUGAAAGCGGCAGCGUGCAGUGCGCAGGUCAGCAAGUAUGCGCCAACUCAGAAUUGUUAUCUCGUUUUGUCAAGUUCAUAUGAUAAUUAAAUAGCCCAAAUGCGCUCUACCGGAUUGUAAUGUUCCUGCGUUCGAUAGAGCAGCGUUUCUUUAAAGCCGAUUGAGGGCUCUGGAAGCACCGCAGCCCUGCGGAUUCACAGGCAUGUCUUCUUGGAUACCUUAGAAUGGUCACAUCAAACCACAGCUGGCUGGGACUGCUGUGUGUGGGAGCAGCUGCUGUGUUGCUCUUCGCGUUGGCAGAUUACAUCCGCGUAAACAGCAGCGAUGGUCCAUUACCAGAGAAGUCAUUAUGGGCAUUGAAGGCGGAGUGGGACGUCGGGCUCGGCAAUACAGUUGCUGCAUUCGGCAUCGCACUCGCGGCGCUUGGCGCGCUUGCGGCAGGGCGCGUACCGCGCGCCAGCACGAGUACCUGCCCCGCCCACGUUUGCAACAGCGCCUGCAGUCCUGGCAGCGCCUGCCUAAGUCCUGGCAGUAGUCCGUGUGCAGCGCCCGCGCCCGCGGACGCGGCGACUCGCAACGCCGUGCAGCAGCCCCCGUACCGGCGCCAAGUCCGGCGACGCACCUACUAUGCGCGUAUCCCCGGCUAUGAGCCAUCCCAAAUUACCCCUGGAUACGUUCAGCGCCUGGCGGUCCUGCUGCAUGCCUGGGACCGCGCCCGCAAUGGCGCCAGCAGUGGUGCCGCCCCGAAAAGGGUGCGGCACCUGGCAUCCGUGGCCGUGCGGGCGGGCUCCGUGGAGAUCAUCAUGGAGGAGGAGGAGUGGGGCAGCGGCGUGGAGGGAGACGAGCUCAGCACAGGAGGCAGCGGUCUGAGCGACACGUUGCUGUUGGAGGAGCAGACCGCCGCCGCUGCUGCCGCCUCCGAGGAUGCUGCGGCGGCCCUGGCGGCAUGCGUCGAUGCGCAGGCGGUGCUGUUGACACCUGCACAUGCACCUGCGGCCCCGGGUGGUUCCGCUGCCAGCAGCAGUGCGCGCAGUGGCGACGGCGGCGGCCGCGGCCGGCCCUCCCUUUUGGAUAUCAUGGCGGCGCUGCAGCUGCCUGGCCAGCCCAGGUCGUCCGACGGCGUAAUCAGCGACGGCGGUGGGGGCCGCUGUGCCGGUCACGAGGGCGGCGCCAGUGCCAGUGCCGCUGCGGCCGCCGUUGCCGCGGUGCCAGACACGCCGGGUGUGAUGGUAUUCCUCGACGAGCAUGCAGCAAGGCCCGGUGCGGGUGGUGCGGUGGCUGCGGAGCUCACCGUUGGCGUGCUGCCCUGCUGCCCACACAGCGGUGACACAGCAGCCGCCGGGAGUGCUGGUGACAUUGCUGGGGCCGUACCGCGGGCUGCCGAGGGCCACGGCGCAACUGGCUCGGGCGCUCAGUUCCGCAGCUGGCGGCUCCAGGUGCAGGCCUCCUCGCUGCAGCCCCGGGUCCUGCACGUGCCCCCACCGCAGCACCCGCACCAGCACCAGGGCGGGCGCCACGACGGCAGCGCGCAGCCGCAGCAAGGCGACUCGUGCCCGGAUGCGGGCCGAGGCAGCAGCAGCGAUGCCGCUGCAGUGGUGGCAGCCUCGGACCACCUGCAGGCAGCUGCUGGCGUCAGACCACGCGGUACGCUAGCUAUGCGUGCAUCUUUUACCGUGACCGCAACGCCGGUUCUGCUCCCAGUUUCCCCGGCUGCAGCAGCAGAGACUUUGAGCCUGCCGGCAGCUAGUGAGGACACCGCCGCAAGUGCUUCCGUGGAUGUGCCGCCCAAGCUAUCGCAAUCGGCGCAGUCGGGUAGCGACCGACCCGUCGAGGCAUUGAGGCUGCAGCCGCAGGCCCCGCCACCGCUUGAGGUUUUGUUCCGGUGCCGCAACAAGUAUCUGCCAAUUCGGCUGUGCUCGUGGCGCUUAGGUGGCGACGGCAACAGUUACAGCAACAACAACAGCGGGAAAGCAGCUUCAGAACCCGCUGUUGACGGUGCUGCUGGGUCUGAUAGCGCUGCAAGUCGCCAGGGGAGUGUGCCUCACGCAGCCGGCUCAGGCGGCUGUAUGGUGGAGUGGGCGCCGCCGAGGUCGCGGGACCCUGGCGUCGGCCUGCGGCUGCAGCCAGCAGCCGCUCAGCCGCCGACAGGCGUGCCGGGGGCUCCAGCCGCUGGCAAUGACGUAGCCAAUUCCGGUGUGGGUGCCAGCGAUGCGGGAGUGGAGCCGCAAUCAGAGCUGCAGCCGCUGCAGCACAGGCAGCUGCAGGUGGAGGUGGAGGUGGACGCAACAGAGCUGCAGCUUCUGCCGGGACUGGCGCUGAUGAGUGCGGCUUGGGCUGGGGCCCGUCUGUUGCGUGGGGAAGGCGCCUCACUGCACACUAACAGUGCAAUCCGUUGUGUGAUUACGGUAUCUGGCAGAGCACUGUCCUGACCUCUCCCGCCUUUCACAGCUGGACGUACGUUGC
Messenger RNA from Chlamydomonas reinhardtii, 2488 nucleotides. RefSeq lists its product as uncharacterized. The transcript has 3 exons. The record is from RefSeq and is a predicted model, not a curated record. The coding region runs from base 250 to 2454 and encodes 734 amino acids. NCBI's taxonomy places the organism in Eukaryota, Viridiplantae, Chlorophyta, Chlorophyceae, Chlamydomonadales, Chlamydomonadaceae.